UUAUUAAUUUGUAGUAUAGAUUUUUUUUCAAUAAAAAGGACAUAAAUAAUAAAUUAACCAAAAAAAUCAUUUUUUAUUUAGGGAAAGAAAAGAGCACUCAACUUGCAUCCAACACGUUGAAGUUUGAGCCAUCUAGAUAUUAUCGAGGCAUGAAAAAGAUAUCUCGUAUUUCGGGGGAAGCAUAUGGACACGUGGAGGCUGAUCCUGACAUCUCAAUUUACCAGCUGACGUUAUUCUCGGUCCUCGAUCACCUGCAUCGCAGCAACACAAAUCCACCACGCGUCACACGCUCCCAAUCGUACCACACCACGUGUCCCAUGAUCUAGGGCAAUAAAUCAUCCAUUUCCAUUUCGACACGUGUCCCUCGCUCGAGUUUCAGACACUGGUAUUUGGGCGCUUUUAAAUUACCAUCACUAUCCCCCGAACCUCCUCCGCCCCCUAAAAGAAAUGAGUGCCGCCCAGAGACGAAGACUUAAUCCACUGAGUCAAGAAACCGAGUCGGAUGACUCGGGGAUACUCAACGAGUGUGUACUGUUACUCGUUUUCGAGUCAAUAAAAUGGGAUUUGCAGGUCCUUUGUUUGACCGCUUCAGUCAACCGUAAGCUUCGAGCUAUAGCGAAACGGUUAUUAUGGCGGAAGCUCUGUGUAUAUCGAGCGCCUCGCAUGGUAUCGGCAUUGGUUAACGGCUCACCUAAUGGGAGAAUAGGUGGUGGAUGGGAUGCUCUCGCGAAGCUCAUGUUUUUCUGUUGUGGUUGUGAGUCGACUCGCAAUUUCAAACUGAGUCGGCCUUCUCCGGGUCAUUUCGCGGGUGCGUCUCGGUUCUCGAAGACUUCGGGUCGGAGCUUCUUGACCAAAAAAUGUCGGGCGGAUCUGUUGUUCGUCAGUGACCCGUGUGAGCACCCAGUGGGGGAUAAAGAAGACGAUUUAGGGAUUUACCGAGGGGUAUUUCGGGGAUUUCUCAGGUCCAACACACGAGCCUGCUUGAUCGGACGGCAAGUAGCGUUCGACGACCGGGUUAGGUGUCCUUACUGCGGGACCCGAGUGUGGAGCAUGACAGCGGCUCGGCUCGUUCCCAAGAGCGCCGCUCGGCGACUGGGGUCACGUGACGGGAGAUUGGAGUAUUUCGUUUGCGUGAACGGCCACUUGCAUGGGACUUGUUGGCUAGUGCCACUGUCGUCGGAUGAAGAAAACUGCGAGGAGGUGGAGGAAGAGGAGGAUGAGGACGGCGGCGAUUUCAAUGGGGAAGCAUAUAAGAAGCAUGAGAAGGUGACAAAUGGCACGGGGAGCAGGAGCUCGUUAAUGUUUUAAGACACGGUGGGGGUGGACCCCACCAAUUAAUUGCUCAACUUGCCACUAAUAAUACGACCGCCGGAGACUCCGAGUUUUACAAUACAAAGGCUAGCGUCAUGUUUUCAUCCCAUAUGACUUCAUUUUGGUCAGAUUUGUAUUUGGGGUCAUUUGGCCCCCUUUUUCUGUACUUCGAUAUACAUAUAUUGAAUGGAGUAGACCUAAUAAUACAAUUAAACAUA
This is a messenger RNA of Gossypium raimondii (Peruvian cotton), 1529 nucleotides long. RefSeq names its product EID1-like F-box protein 3. The coding region runs from base 448 to 1308 and encodes 286 amino acids. The record is from RefSeq and is a predicted model, not a curated record. The transcript is spliced from 2 exons. NCBI's taxonomy places the organism in Eukaryota, Viridiplantae, Streptophyta, Magnoliopsida, Malvales, Malvaceae.